Molecule: messenger RNA, 1220 nt
Organism: Tupaia belangeri chinensis (Chinese tree shrew)
Lineage: Eukaryota; Metazoa; Chordata; Mammalia; Scandentia; Tupaiidae
Gene: PTRH1
Product: peptidyl-tRNA hydrolase 1 homolog
Exons: 4
Coding region: 325-1080 (251 amino acids)
Molecular function (GO): peptidyl-tRNA hydrolase activity
Source: RefSeq, a predicted model, not a curated record
AGCUGGGGAGGCUGAGGCGUACAUGGCAGACGGAGUUACCGGGUUUCUCCUGCGAGGCAGGACCACAUUAGGUUCCCGCCUCCCAAACCGAAAGUUAAGCAAGGGCUCCAAGUUUCGCAUAAACCCCGCGGGGACACGGUGACGCCGCGCCGCGGAAUGCGCUCGGACACCUCCACCGCCCCGCCGCUUCCGCCCUUCGGAAGCAUGGCGGCCGCGCGGCUCAGUUCUGAUUGGAUGUUGGAGGCCGCUCUGAACAGAUGGCGAUGCGAUUGGCCGCAGGCUGGCUGACGUCAGAGGCGGAGUCCGGGCCUGAAUGGGGACAACAUGCCGCCGUCCGGCCUCUUGGGCUCUAGGCUGUGGCUGAGUCGGGCCAUGAGCCGGUGUGUUUUGGAGCCUCGUCCUCCGGGGAAGCGGUGGCUGGUGGCUGGCCUGGGGAACCCCGGACUGCCAAGCACGCGACACAGCGUGGGUAUGGCGGUGCUGGGGCAGCUGGCGCGGAGGCUCGGUGUAGCAGAGAGCUGGGAGCGGGACAGGCGCUGCGCGGCCGACCUCGCUCUGGCCCCGCUUGGGGAUGCCCAGCUGGUCCUACUCCGGCCAAGGCGGCUCAUGAAUGCCAAUGGGCGCAGCGUGGCCCGGGCCGCGGAGCUGUUCGGGCUGACUGCCGAGGAGGUCUACCUGGUGCAUGAUGAGCUGGACAAGCCCCUGGGGAAACUGGCUCUGAAGCUGGGUGGCAGCGCCAGGCAAUGCCGAGGCUGCGAGUGGGCAUCGGGCGCCCCACGCACCCUGAUGCCGUGCAGGCCUACGUGCUGGGCUGCUUCUCCCCCGCCGAGCAAGAGCUGCUGCCUCCAUUGCUGGAUCGUGCCACCGACCUUCUCCUGGACCACAUCCGGGAGCGCAGCCAGGAACCCUCUUUGGGUUCUUGACAGCAGUGGCCCUGCGGCCUGCCCGCCUGCAGAGCCCAGCAGCCCAGCCGCGGUUACAGAGCCACACACCGACCUGUGGUAUCCACUUUAUACAACUCUCCUCUGGGCUGCUCCAGGCCACCCACAGGGGACUGUGGCCAGAACGGUCCAUUUCUAGGGUAGGGGCUUGGUCUUCUCUCUGUCCUACUUUGGAUGUAGGGGAACUUCAGGAAGACUAAGCCUUUUGAGCCUUUUUAGAGGAUUGGAAGUGUGGAUCUGUAAGAUUAAAGAUAUUAAAGAUGCCAGCUGGGGCGCUGA